Messenger RNA from Mirounga angustirostris (Northern elephant seal), 12638 nucleotides. RefSeq names its product zinc finger protein 805 (gene ZNF805). The transcript has 4 exons. The record is from RefSeq and is a predicted model, not a curated record. The coding region runs from base 262 to 2130 and encodes 622 amino acids. Gene Ontology annotation, biological process: regulation of DNA-templated transcription. Lineage: Eukaryota; Metazoa; Chordata; Mammalia; Carnivora; Phocidae.
GGUUCCGUCCACGCCAGCUGCGGGGAGGGGGCCGCUGUUCUGUGACCCGCCUCCAGUGAAGCUCUUGGAAAAAAGAGCUGGAAGAAGGCUCCCCGCUCACCGCCGCGCCCUUGAAGGAGCCGUGAGCCGCCCGGUGACCGGGGAGUGCGAAAGUCAGGCGAGGUCACCCCCCCCGGAGCAGGGGAGGGGUGGCGUCGGCCGAGCCCGCGGGACUCGCCUGUGUCGCCGCCUCUCCAGGCCCCGCUCUGAGCACAGGGUCCCAUGAUGGCGGCGGCGUGGAUGGACCCUGCGCAGAUAUCUGUGACCUUCGAUGAUGUGGCCGUGACUUUUACCCAGGAGGAGUGGGGGCAGCUGGACCUGGCCCAGAGGAGCCUGUACCAGGAGGUGAUGCUGGAAAACUGUGGCCUUCUGGUGUCUCUGGGGUGUCCUGUUCCUAGACCUGAGCUGAUCUACCAGCUGGAGCACGGGCAAGAGCUAUGGACAGUGAAGAGAGACCUGUCUCAAAUCACCUAUCCAGGUGACAAAGGAAAACCCAAGAUCACAGAAUCUACUGCUAGUGAGCCAGCCCUGUCUGAGGGAGUCUCCUUCCGGGAACGACUAACACAAGGAGUUCCAGGGAUCUCCCAGGUGGGCCGAACUAAGGAUCAGGAUGGGUCAUUGGAAAUGCAAGAAGGACACCUGAUACCAGAGAUAGAUCCCCAGAAGGAGAAACUCCCUGGGAAAUCAAGCUCUGAACAUGGCAACAUAGGGACAGCUGAUAAUGUGUGUUCAGGGAUUGUAGAGGAGCCAGUCCCUUUGGGAAGUGCUGUCCAUGACCAUGAUUCAUGUGGGUCAGGUAAAGAUUCUGUGAUUCAGGAAGAAGAAAAUAUCUUUAAAUGCAAUGAAUGUGGGAAAGUUUUUAACAAGAAACGCCUCCUUGCUCGACAUGAGAGGAUUCACUCUGGAGUGAAGCCCUAUGAAUGUACCGAGUGUGGGAAAACAUUUAGUAAAAGCACUUAUCUCCUUCAACACCACAUGGUUCACACAGGGGAGAAGCCCUAUAAGUGUAUGGAGUGUGGGAAGGCCUUCAACCGUAAGUCACACCUUACACAGCACCAGCGGAUUCACAGUGGAGAGAAGCCUUAUAAGUGCAAUGAAUGUGGAAAGGCCUUCACCCAUCGCUCCACUUUUGUCUUGCAUAACAGAAGCCACACUGGAGAAAAACCCUUUGUGUGCAAAGAAUGUGGAAAAGCCUUCCGAGAUAGGCCAGGUUUCAUUCGUCACUACAUCAUCCACAGUGGCGAGAAUCCCUAUGAAUGCUUUGAGUGUGGCAAGGUAUUUAAACACAGGUCAUACCUCAUGUGGCACCAGCAGACUCACACUGGGGAGAAGCCCUACGAGUGCAGUGAGUGUGGGAAAGCCUUCUGUGAGAGUGCAGCCCUCAUUCACCACUACGUCAUCCACACUGGGGAGAAGCCCUUUGAGUGCCUAGAGUGUGGGAAGGCCUUCAACCACAGGUCAUACCUCAAGAGGCACCAGAGGAUUCACACUGGGGAGAAACCCUAUGUGUGUAGCGAGUGUGGAAAGGCCUUCACCCACUGCUCUACUUUCAUCUUGCAUAAAAGGGCCCACACUGGAGAAAAACCUUUUGAGUGCAAAGAAUGUGGGAAAGCCUUUAGCAAUCGUGCAGACCUCAUUCGACACUUCAGCAUCCACACUGGAGAGAAGCCGUAUGAGUGCAUGGAGUGUGGGAAGGCCUUCAACCGCCGUUCAGGGCUCACAAGGCACCAACGGAUUCACAGUGGAGAGAAGCCCUAUGAAUGCGUCGAGUGUGGGAAAACCUUCUGUUGGAGCACAAACCUCAUUCGACACUCUAUCAUCCACACUGGAGAGAAGCCUUAUGAGUGCAGUGAGUGUGGAAAAGCCUUCAGUCGCAGCUCAUCCCUCACUCAGCAUCAGAGGAUUCAUACUGGGAGAAACUCUGUCAGUGUAACAGAAGUGGGAAGACCCUUCCCGAGUGGGCAGUCCUCAGUCAACCUCCAAGAGCUCCUAUUGGGGAAAGACUUCUUGAAUGUAACCACUGAGGAAACAUCUUACUCAGAAUCUGAUCAUUCAUACCAAAGAGAAACCCCUCAGUUUCCUUCCCUAUGAGAAACCCUUUUGUUGCAGGGUAUCAUUUGUCAUCUAAGGAGUCAGACUGGAAAUUUACCCAGUCUAGAGCCUUAUUCUACAUCUGAGAAUUCAUCCAGGGGAGACCCAGUGGUUAUAUGCACAUAGGAAAAUCUCCAGCUACAUCUCUUUCCUUAAUUUACACUGCAGUAUUACCUCAGGAAAUUUUUUUUUUUUUUUUUUUUUCUAAAGAAAGGAGAGACUUAGAAGAGAAAAUGAACUGCAAACACAAACACAUUUUCUUCCAGACUUCCUUGCCAAGCCUUUGGCACUUUGUGUUGAAUUCCCUAGUUUACUUGGCAGGAGAAGGGUUUUGUUUUAGAGGUAAAGGACCUAGACUUUUAUGUGUCUUGUAUAUAUAUUCAUUACUGUCCAGUAUCAAGAGAGUUAAUUGAGGGCAGGUUUGGAAACUUCAUGAACAUCUUCUUUGUUCUAAAACAUUGUCUCUGUUCUUAAGGAGCUUAAUUUUUGUGAGAAAUAUAAAGGCUGGAGCCAUCAAACACCUUUAUAUUUGAGGAGAUAAGAAUACACAUAUGAAUGGGCACAUUUUAUUGCACCAGUUAAAACUGUUUAAGGCUUUGAUUUUUUUUGAAAAAAACGAACCUUCAUGUGGUUUUAAGGAGCUGAUACUUAGACUUUUUCUUGGUCCUGUACUAUUGGUUUACUUGAUUGCUGUAAUUAGAUGGUAAAUCUUCUAGUUGUGUAAGAUAAUUUCUCUCUCUUUAUUCUUUUUAUUUAAAACUGGUUUAACAGUCAUUACUUUGAAUUUCCACAUAAAGUUUUGGAGAAGCUUGUCUAUUUUAAUGAAAAACUAUUGAAUUUCAGUAGAAAUUGAGUUAAAUUGUCAGAUCAAUUUGUUGAGAAUUGGCAUCUUUACCAUGUUGAGUCUUCAAUUUAUGAACACAGUAUGUCUCUAUGUUUAUUUAAGUAUUGCUUGUUUUACUUCAUCACUGUUUUGUAAAUUUCAAUAAUAGGUCCUGCAUGAUUUUUAUAAGGUUUAUAUCUAGGUGUUUUUUUUUUUCUUUUAUUAUAAAUGGCAUUGAUUUUUAAACUUUCAGUUUCCACACAAGUUUUGAUAGUGUGCAGAAAUGUAAUUAAAAUUUGGAUGUCAUUUUUGUAUCCUGCAACCUUGCUGAACUGUAGGCAUUUAUUUGUUUGAUAGAAUGCUUGGGGUUAGAAAACAUAGAAAUAUCAUCUACAAAAGAGACAGUUUUAUUUCUUCCUUACCAUCUGUAUACCUACUAUUUUCUUGUCUGCUGUACUAGCUAGGAUUUCCAAUAUGAUGUUGAACAGUAUUAGUAACUACUUGUCUGGUUUCUGAUAUUAGGGGGAGAACAUUCAGUUUUUCAUCAAGUAUGAUGUUAGUAUGAGGUUUUCUUUAUAGAAGUUUCUUAUCAAGUUUAGAAAGUUUCCCAUAUUCCUGAUUUGCUGUGGUUUUGUUGUUGUUGUUGUUGUUGUUAUGAAUGGGUGUUGAAUUUUAUCACAUACUUUUUCUCUACCAGUUGAUAUAAUCUUGUUUUUUUCUUAGCUUGUUGAUAUGAUGUAUUACAUUGAUUUGAGUUUUGAAUGUGGAAUCAGCUUUGUUUUCUUGAAAUAAGCCCUACUUGGUUUAGAGUAUAAUUAUUUUUAUAUAUUAAAUUACAGUAUUCAGUAUCCUAGUAUGUUGUUGAGGAAGUUUUCCUCUAAUUUCAUGAGUGGUAAUGAUACAUAGUUUUCUUUCUUUCAGUCGUUUUUGUUUGUUUUUUGCCUUUUGUUUGUUUCGUACUGUCAUUGGUUUUGGUGUCUAGGUGAUAGUGGCCUCCCAAUAUAUAUUGGGAAUAUGCUUUUAUUAUGUGGAAAAUAGUAUAUAGAAUUGGUUUUAUUUUUAAUGUUUGGUAGCCAGUGAACCAUUUAUGCCUGGAGUUUUUUCUUCAGAUGCUUUUUAAUUAUGUAUUUAUUUUAUUUAAUAUGUAUAGAACUGUUCAGAAUAUCUAUUUCAUAUUGGAUGAAUUUUCAUAGUUGUCCUUUUUUAGGAAUUGUUCCAUUUCAUCUAAAUUUUCUUACUUGUUUCAAGUAUUCCUUUAUUACAUUGUUUAUGAUGGAAGAAUCUGUACUUAUAUCUCCUCUUAGAUUCCUGAUAUUGGAAAUGUGUCAACUCUCUUUUUAUCUUUGUUAAUCUUCUUAGAUAUUGAUCAUUUUUUUGUAUCUUUUUAAAGAAGCAGCACUUUAUGCCACUGUUUUUUCUCUGUUACCGUUUUGUUCCUAAUUUCACUGAUAUCUGUAUUGACCUUUAUUAUAUCUGUUCUUCCAUCUGCUUUGGUGGUAUUUUCCUCUGUAAUUUCUUAUGAUGGAUGUUUAGAUUAUUGAUUUGAGAUUUUUUGCUUUUCUAAUGUAAGCAUUACGUUCUAUAAAUUUUCCUCACAGCACUUUCCUCACAAGUUGUAGUACAUUUUAAUUACAUUUCAUUUGGUUCUAAAAAUUUCUUUAUUCAAGACUUCCUCUCUAAUUCAUAAAUUAUUUAGAAGUAUAUUGUUUAAUUUCCUAGUGUUGAGAGUAUUUCAUGCUUUUUGUUAAUGACUUCUAACUUGUUUUAUGUUUGAUCUGGUUGUUUAAAUUUGUUGAGGUUUGCUUUGUGACCCAAAAUAUGGUCUAUCUUGAUGAAUGUUUAUAAGGUUGCUUGAAAAGAAUGUGUAUUCUACUGUCAUUGGAUGGAGUUUGUAUAAAUGUCCCCAUGAUCCUGUUGGUAGAUGAUGUUACUCAGAUUUUCUUUAUCCUUGCUGAUUUUCUGUUUAGUAUUGCUCUCAAUAGCUGAGAGAGGGAUUUUGAAGUCCUGCAGUAUAAUUUGGAAUUGUCUGUUUCUCCUUUUAAGUUCUAUCAGUUUUUGCUUUGACUAUUUCAAAGCUCUGUUGUAGGUGCAUACACAUUUAGGAUUGCUCUAUCACCUUGGUGUGUUGACUUUUCUUAUCAUUAUGUAAUGUCCCUUUUUGCCCCUGUAAAUUUUCUUUGGGGUAUACUUUAACUGAUAUUAAUAUAGUCACUAUUGCAUUUCUUGGGUAAUAUUUUGCGGUUUUUGGUUUAUAUUGUUCCAUAAUUUUAUUUUCAACCUUAUGUAUAUCAUUACAUUUGAAGGCAGUCCCCAGGAAUAGCACAUAUUCAGGUCAUGCUUUGUUUUUAUCCAUUUUGCUGAUUUCUUUUUUAAAUUGCUAUAUUUAGACCAUUUAAGUUUAAAAUAAUUACUGAUACGUUAGGGCUUAAGUUUGCCAGUUUAUGAUUUGGUUUUUCUUUGUUCCCUGUUUUAUUUUUCCUCUGUUGUUUUGGGGGUUUUUUGUUUUUUAUUUUGUGUUUUGCCUUCCUGUGGGUUACUUUAAUUUUUAGAAUUCCAUUUGAUCUAUGAUAUUUUUUAGUUUAUCUCUUUGUAUUUUAGUAGUUAUUUUAGGUAUUGUUUUAUACACAUAUAAUUUAUCAUGGCCUAUGGUAUCAACACCUUAGCACUUUGAUAUGUAGAAACCUUACUUUCAUUGGGUCCCUUUACAUUCCCCACUCUUUAAUAUAAUUGUGUUAAGUAUUUCUUCUUUAUACACUGAGCAUCAUAUUGGAUGAUGAUUUUUGCUUCAACUAUCAAACAAUUUUUACAAAACCCAUGAGAAGUGUAGUCUGUUUACCUCUACUUUUAUCCAUUCCAUUGUUCUUUCUUCUUGAAAUCUCAAGAUUUUUUUCUGUUAACAUUUCCUUUCUUUUUUGCAAACUCCUAUACAGAUCUUCCUUCACUUAUGAUGGAGUUACAUGUCGAUAAACCCAUUGAAAGUUGAAAAUACCGUAGUCAGAAAUGCAUUUAGUGCAGUAACCUACUGACCAUAGUUUAACCUAGCCUAUGUGAAACAUACUCAGAACACUUACAUUAGUUUACUGUUGGGCAGAGUCAUCUAACACAAAACCUAUUUUAUCGUAAAGUCUUGAAUAGCUCAUGUAAUUUAUUGAAUAUUAUACUUAAAGGGGAAAACUAUGAUUGUAUGUGUACUUAUCAUUAACAUACAUAGCUGGGCCUAAAGAAUGUUUGAGGUGGUGAACUAAAAUUAAUUGCUGGGUAAUGGGGAUGCUACAGUUGACAGGUCAUCAAUUUCUCUUUCUUACGAUGAGGCUGAAGAAUAGCUGGUAGAAGGCACCAGGGCAGCAACACUUGUUGAUGGUUUAGGUUCUUUAGGAAGAUACCAAGUUUUGACUGUGCAGUUUGUUUCUUCUUUUCAUUCCAUAUUUUUCUGUAGCAAGCAAGAGCAUCCUGUAUCUGCCCAUGAGCUCUUGUGAAUGUCUUGUGACUGACAUCCAUUUCUUCUGACAUCCAAAUGCCAUUACGGAUAGAGUAGCAGAGUCCUCUGUUUCCUGUGACCUUUCUUGGUGCUUCAUGUGUAACUUCUUCUGCGUCAGUUUCUUUAUUUCUUUGUCCUUCCAGUUUGAUUAGCUCCUCAAUAGAAAGCUUUUCAGCCUCAAUGCCAACAAGGUCAGGAACAUCCUCCUCAUUAAUGUCCAAUUCUGGCUGUUUCCCAAGCACUAAUAUCUUUCUUUUUACUUAACAUUCAUCAACAGCAGAAUCUUUGUUAAAGCCUCUGAAUGUGUUCACAUACAUCUUCCAUCAUGCAUUGCUACCUGACUUCUCAUUGUAUAGUGAUAUUCUGAAGAGCAUUUAGAAUGUAAAAAUCUUCCUAAAACGUCGAGCAUUUGGCUAGAUUCAGUCACUUCAGCAGCCUACACAAAUGGCAUAAAUAGUAUGCUUUGAACAUAGCUGUUGCACCUUCGUCCAUUGAUUGAAUGAGUGUAGUUGUGUUUGCUGGCAAAUGUACAACCUUUACAUCAGGAUGCAUGUCCGUGAAAUGCUGUGGAUGCCCUGAAGCAUUAGAUAAGAAGUGUUUUUUUUUUUAAGAUUUUAUUUAUUUAUUUGACACAGAGCACAAGCGGGGUAGUGGCAGGCAGAGGGAGAAGCAGUCUCCCCGCCAAGCAAAGAGUCUGAUGUGGGGCUCGAUCCCAGGACCCUGGGAUCAUGACCUGAGCCUAAGGCAGACGCUUAACUGACUGAGCCACCCAGGCGCCCCCAGAAGAAUCUUGAAUAGAACAUUGUCUUGCCUACAGUAGUCUCUUGCCUGUGGAAUAAAACAGUUGGAAAACCAGUCUUUAAACAGUGCUAAUGUCAUCCAAGUUUUCUUGUUAUGGUGAUAAUAAAUGGGAAGCAUAUACUUGCUCACAUUCUUGAAUACUGUAGGGUUCUCUGAGUGGUAGAGUAGAAAAGGCUCUCAUUUGAACUCUGCAACAUUUCCACCCCAAAUCAGCAUUAUAUGUCUUUCAGUGCCUUGACUCCUGGCACUGUCUUGGACUCGACAAAUGUAUGAAUGCACCAGCAUACACUUCCAGAACAAGCUUCUUUUAUUGUCAUUAAAUAUUUGUUCUGGCAAAUAUUUCUCAUCCACAAUUAUCCUAUGCAGCUCCUCCUUAAAAGCUUCAGCACCUUCGGUAUUGGCACUUCCUGCCUCACUGCUAGCCUUCACAUUAUGGAAAUUAUGGUGCCUUAUGAAGCACUGGAAUCAUUUACGACUUUCUAUAAACAUUUGUGUAUGUGUAGGAUCAUCAGCAUGCUCUUUUAGUAUAUUGAAAAGACUUCUUGCCUUAGCCUGGAUUGUCAGUGGGCUAAGCAGUAUGUGCUUCUGUAUUUGGUCUUCUAUGUGACAAGUAAUUUCUCCAUGUCGUCAAUUGGCCCAUCUCUUUUCUUCAUGAUGACAGUGGACUUAACCAAUACUGACCAUUAAUAUGGUUGAUUGUUGAUUAAGAAUGUCCUAACUCACGUGUGAUGGCCGUUACUAGCUUGCCACCUUCAUGCUAGGUAAUUAUCUUGAGUUUCUUCUCAAGAGUAAUUGACUUUCUCUUUUCACCAGAAGCAGGAGACACAGAUGGGUGUUUUGUAGACAUGAUGGGAUGGGAAAACACAAGACGCAAUAUCCAAAAAUGCUGGCAACAUAGUACACUGUAGAGUAUCAGUAGUUUACCCUUGUGAUUGCGGGGCUGACUGGGAGAUGUGCUGCCUCUGGCCUCACAAGGGAGUACCACACUCCAUAUUGCUAGUCUGAGGGAAAAACCAAAAUUCAGAUUUUGAAGUACGGUUUCUGCUGAAUGUAUAUCACUUUCACAGUAUCGUAAGGUCAAGAAAAAUCCUAAAACCAUUCUAAGUCAGGGAUCCUCUGUAGUCUUUCUUAUGGGGAAGGUCUUCUAGUAACAGAUGUUUUUGUUUUCCUUUAUCUAAAAAUGUAAGUCUCCUUCAUUCUAGUAGAAUCUUUUUGUGGGAUAUAUUAUUUGGGGUCAGCAGUUCUUUCCUUUAGUACUUGAAAAGCAUGUCAUUUCCUUCUAUUCUCCUUGGUUUCAGAUGAGAAGUCUGCCAUUUAAUCCACUUUUUUUCUAUCUGUAAUUCAUCUUUCUGUCAGGCUGUUUUCAGUGUGGUUUUUUUAUUGUAUAUAGAGUUCAAAAGUUUGAUUAUGAUACAACCUGGCAUGAAAUUUGGGGGGUUUAUCCUGUUUGGUGUUUGCUUAGCUUUUUGAAUUUGUUGGUGUAUGCCCUUUGCCAAUUUGGAAGAUUUUUAGAUAUCUUCAAUUAUUUUUUCAGCCCCAUGGUUUCUCCUCUCUUUCAGGACUCCAAUAACGUGAGUGGUAGAUCUUCCAGUCUUGUCCCGGAGGGUCCUUGGACUCCCACUCCCGCCCAGUACCCCAAUCUGUUUUCUCUUUGUUGCUUAGAGUGAUUUAUUUCCAUUGAUCUCUCUUUGAGCUCACUGAAUCUUUUCUCUCUCAUAUCUAAUCUAUUGAACUCACCCAGUGAGUUUUCAUUUUGGUUUUUGAAUUUUUCAGUUGUUUAAUUUCUAUUUGUUUCCUUUAUACAUCUUCUAUUUCGCUGCCUGCUUUGUAGUGCCAAAGAAGGACUCUAAGAAAACAGGCAAUACUGUGUAGUCCAAAAUCAUAUAUUCUGGUGGUUUAUCUUGAUGUUGGAAUAGAAAUCCUGGAUUAUAUGGAGGAAUGGAAAGCCUGCAGUCUUCUGUGUUGGUAUCCUGUAUAUUUCUAAGAACAGACAUUAGAACUGAGUGUGAUAUGCAGGAUGUCAAGAGUUUUGUUCUCCAGGAAAGGUUUCUGUGUAAAAUUCCCCAGCUCUCUAUAACCCCCCCCCCCUUGCUAUUAGAAAGUAGAGCAUUUCUGUGAAACCUUUUCUAAGCUGAAAUGGCAUAAAGCAAAGAAGCAAUUACCAUUCAUUUAUAUGAAAAAAAUUUUUUAGCAUUCCCAGACUCAAAAAAUAACCUCUCUCAGGCUUUUCUAGAUACUUUAGGACAUCUUGGUAACAGAUGCACAAAAUAAAUCAAGAUAAAACCCAGAUGCUCACAGACACAGUUCAAAGCUAUGGUGGCUCAAUGCUGAGAUUCUGAGUAGUUCCUGAGGAAGGAGCUUGGUGGUUCCAGUCUUGCUGUUUGGGGUGUUGACUGCCUCUGUAACAGCUUGCUACGAAACAAACGCUGGUACAUUUUGGUACAAGCGAAAAUCCUCAGAUAUCUUUUGGUUACUGAAAACAAGUACUAAUGUAGGUCUUUUAUAGAAGCAAAGUGGUAUAAGCAAACUUUUGAAAAACAGUAAAUACCUGUGUAGCCUCAAAGGAGAAAGAGGUCCCUCCUCUUCAAGGAUCACUCUUCCUCUUUGUGGUUGGACACAUAUCCCCAAUCUCUGAUUUGUCUAGGACCUCUUUUAUACCCCCCACUGCUUGGUCUUCAACUUCUCCCUCUUAAUCCCCUUCUAUCCUCUUAAUCUAUACCUGUGUUCAAGUCUCUAGUCUCGCCCCCAGGCACUUUAUGCCCCACAUGCCCAGUGAGCUGUGCCCUUCUCUUUUCUCUCAUAGACACACCCUGUUUAACUGUUCUGUCCACUGUCUGUCCCCACCCCCUCAUGACCCUUCACCCCACUGACAACUAAACGGUGGUCUCCACCACUGUCACCUGACAGGCAAGUCUCACAAAGUUCCCUCUUGUCCUCCCACCCUUCUCCACCGUCCUCCCACCCUUCUCCACCGCCCCCCCCCCAGGUCUGUUAUUGGACCUUUUUACUGCUGCCUACCUGUUUGACUUGAAGGUCCUUUCCUGGUUUCUCUGAGUUCAUGCCCUACUCCUUCAGAGGAUCUGUGUCUUCUUCCAUCUGUUAAACAGUGGUGCUUCUCAGAAUGUUGCCCUUGCUUUCUCACUUGCAAGGUGUUCCAUGAGUGAGUUAAUUCCCCCCCUCAAGGUAUUUUAUGCUCAGUGAUGUACAGAGUUCCCCAAAUUCUUGUCUCCAGGUUGAAUGUUUCUCUCUGGUCAUCCUUCCACACCUUAUCAGUAUUCAUACAUACUGAGCCUGUCUGCAUGUGUCAUGUGGUCAUGGCCAUCACCAUGAGGAUGCACCCACAGUAAUAAUGAGAGCAAGCAGACAUGGUAUGUUACCAUGUUUCAGUCAUUGUUUUGAAUGUUUUACACACAUCAACUCUUAACCUUUGCAACAUGCCUGUGGUAGGUGAUGUUAUCCCUGUUUUUUACAGAUCAGAAAACUGAGGUACAGAAAGGCUAAGGGAUUUACCAAGAGAUGUACAUUUAACCAAGAAAUAUGAGAUUAGGGAUUUGAGGCCAGUUAGGGUAGCUGCAGGAUUCAUGUCCGUGUCCUUUCCUAUAUUCCUUCUCAUAGGAUAAGUCUGUCUUCCUGGUCACCAUCAUUUUUAUUAAAAUGGAUCAAAUUAUGCUCAUUUAGCUAUAAUCCCCUUUUCUCAUUUGACUCUACACCUUGGCCAUUCCUUCAGGUUGAGUGAGAUAAACCAAACUUAACUUUUUAACAGCUGCAUAAUCUGUUACAAUGUUGUAGGGAUUUAUAGAAAAUCUCUGGGUUUCAGAUGGUAGGGAGGUAGAAGAGGGCUACAGGAGGCAUUUGGUUUUACACAUCACGUUUGAGGUGCCUGAGAAACAUCUCAGUGAAUCCCACUGUGUUCUGUCUUGUUGCCCGAGCUGGAUACCUUGCAGCCCAUUUUUCUUUCAUUAUCCCUGCAUCCAGUGUAUCCUUCUGUUGUCUUUAGCUUUUUAUUUUCCUUAGUAGACACUUAAUGUGUGUGUGUCUUAGUAAAUGGCCACACACAGCAGUAUAUUUUUAUUAUAAUGUUUGGGUCCCUCACAGAGUGGUUACACAAAGCUGUGUAUAUAGUUGGCACAGUAAAUAGCAUAUGCUGACUUCGGAGAGAAACCACACCGGCUUUUAUGGCCAGAUCUCUAAGACUUAAAAAGUCAUAAUGAAUGGUGGUGGAGGUGUGGGGGUAUAGCUCAGUGGUAGAACAUUUGACUGCAUAAUGAAUGUUGGUAUUGAAAGUCCUCAAGACUACCCCAGAUUUAAUGAUUUACUAGGAAGACUCAAAGGACUCAGCAUAUACUCAACAGCUGUGAUUUAUUUAUUAUAGCAAAAGGAUACAAAGCAAAAUCAGCCAAGGGAGAAGGCAGAAGUACUAAAGUUCUUAAAGAGUGCUGCGUCCUUAAGUUGCAUCAAUGAGUUAUGACAGCAUCUGUGAAAUGUCUACUACGGAAGCACAUUAGAAACUCCAUGCCAUGGGGCACCUGGGUUGCUCAGUCAGGUAAGCAUCUGCUUUCAGUUUAGGUCAUGAUCCUGGAGUCCCGGGAUCGAGCCCCGCAUUGGGCUGCCUACUCAGUGGGGAAUCUGCUUCUCCCUCUCUCUCUGCCUCUUGCCCCACUUGAGUCUGCUUCUCCCUCUGCCCUUUACCCAGUUUGUGCUCUCUCUAAAAUAAAGAAAAUCUUAGAAAGAAACUCCAUGCACAGGGUUAUUAUUGGGGACGGUUUCUCUAAAAUAUAACCAAAAUUCUAGACCUCCAGAAGGAUAGCAGAUCACCAGCAUAAGCCACAUUGUUGACACAAGCAAUAGGCACACGGAGCCAUUUGUCUUUUCUGAGAAUUAUGGGAAAUCUCCUGAAAUAUAAGGUCCCAAACUCUAGCCAAGGGCAAACUUUGAAUCUCAAAGGAUAAUAGUCUCAGGCCUGUGAUGUCAGCUGUUUCUUCACAGUGACUUGAAUGGUACUAAAAUGUUGAGUAAAUUCAAGUAUCUUUUACAAGCAUUAAACAAAUACAGUUUGCUGCAGUGAAAAAGUCCUAGCUUUGAGGUCACGGAUUAUAUACAUGUAAACCAUUGUAACUAAAACAAGUCACAGUAGAUAUUCUUACAAAGUAGGGUUUAAUUUACCAGUGACAAAGUGCAGAGACUGGUGAGACAGGCUCUUGCCUCUGUAUAGAUAAGGCUUCAGGUGAUUUGAUUUGCAAAUAUUCCUUCUUUUGCCUUUAUUUCUACAAAGAUAAAAUGGCCAGGUCAAUGCUGUUAUUUACUUUGCACAUAUGUCAGUGAGUUCUCAUUUACUCUUUGUUCCCACUGUUAAAACAUGUAGCUUUUGGCUCCAAAAAGAGAAAAUUAAAUAUGUUGUCAUAAUAA